Molecule: messenger RNA, 288 nt
Organism: Linum trigynum
Lineage: Eukaryota; Viridiplantae; Streptophyta; Magnoliopsida; Malpighiales; Linaceae
Source: the annotation of a GenBank genome assembly
AUGCAGGUUGGGAGACGGCUGGAGAAAGAAGGGAGUGGAGAUCCCUCGUCAAUCGGGACUCCAUCGCAGCUGUUGCGAUCCUCUCCAAGCUCUCUCCUUUUCGUUUGCCGACCUUCUACCAACUCACCUUCACCGCUUAUCUCUCCGCUCGCUCCCUACAGCCACAUAUCUCUCGGCCUCGUGUCCCUCACUCUCGUCGACCUCGAAAUCCUCCAGCGUAGCGGUAUCUCCGCCGAGAAGAAACAAGCAGGUUGCUCGACCUUCUCCCUCAUCUCGCCGUGCUUUUGA